AUGACUCGUUUUUCUGCACUCUCCCUCCUGGCUUUGGGCUCAAUGGCCUUUGCCAGCCAAGACGAAUUCCAGGCCAAGUGUGCUCAAUUCUCUGAUAAGAUCAACCUACCCCAUGUCCAAGUCAAUUUCGCCGAGUAUGUUCAGGGAGGAACCAAUCUAUCCCUGCCAGACAAUGCUCCCAGCUGUGGUGCAUCGUACCAAACAGUCUCUGCGGAUCUCUGUCGAGUUGCAAUGGCCGUGAAUACGUCCAGCAGUAGUCAAAUCACGCUAGAAGCCUGGUUCCCUCGUGAAUACACGGGUCGCUUCCUCAGUACUGGAAACGGUGGUCUUUCGGGCUGCAUUCAAUAUUAUGAUCUGGCUUACACUGCCCAGAUGGGCUUCGCUACGGUCGGAGCGAACAACGGACACAACGGCACCUCAGGAAAGCCAUUUUAUCACCAUCCAGAAGUGCUGAAGGACUUUGCCUAUCGAUCUCUUCACACCGGUGUGGUGAUCGGAAAGGAAUUGACCGACAUCUUCUACGAUGAAGGAUUCAACAAAAGUUAUUAUCUUGGUUGCUCGACUGGUGGUAGGGAGGGAUGGAAAUCGAUCCAGAAGUAUCCCAAUGACUUCGAUGGUGUCGUCGCAGGUGCCCCAGCUAUCAAUUUUGUCAAUCUGAUCUCUUGGAGCGCCCACUUCUACUCCAUCCUAGGCUCUUCGACCUCAGAUACAUUCCUUACCACUGCUGAUUGGGAGCUUGUUCAUGAGGAGAUCCUUCGCCAAUGUGACACAAUUGAUGGGGCUAAAGAUGACAUUAUCGAGGAUCCGGAUCUCUGUCAGCCAAUCCUCGAGACUCUUAUUUGCCCCUCAAAUGCGAAGAACACCACCAAGUGCCUGAGCAGUGCCCAGGUCCACGCAGCUCAGAAAGUAUUCUCCCCCUUGUACGGAGACAAGGGCGAGCUCUUGUACCGAAGAAUGCAACCCGGAUCCGAGAAUCUUGCCGCACCUAUCAUGUACAACGGCGAACCUUUUGAGUACAGCUUGGACUGGUUCCGGUACGUUGUUUACAACGACCCGUCCUGGAGUGGCAAUUUCACCGUGAAAGAUGCCGAGGCUGCGUUGGCCCAGAACCCGUAUAAUAUUCAGACCUGGGAUGGCGAUCUUUCUCCCUUCCAGAAGAACGGUGGCAAGGUCUUGCAUUACCAUGACAAUGAACCUCCCCCCUCUGAACUGGAUGAGUUCUAUCGCUUCUUCACUAUCAGUGGUAUGGGUCACUGUGGUGAUGGAAAUGGUGCUUAUGGCAUUGGUCAAGGUGUUGAUACAUACGCCAGUAGUGAGCCGGGUAGCAAUGUGCUUAUGGCUAUGGUCAAGUGGGUUGAGGAAGGUGUUGCACCCGAGACGGUUCGCGGAGCCAAGUUCGAGGAUGGAGUUGGUACCCCUGUAGAAUACUGGCGCAAGCAUUGUCGAUGGCCCCGGCGCAAUGUGUUCAAGGGCCCAGGAAACUACACAGAUGAGAACUCUUGGGAGUGUGUCUAG
Messenger RNA from Penicillium pulvis, 1515 nucleotides. It is a transcript of the gene faeB-2, whose product is annotated as putative feruloyl esterase. The transcript has 3 exons. NCBI's taxonomy places the organism in Eukaryota, Fungi, Ascomycota, Eurotiomycetes, Eurotiales, Aspergillaceae. The coding region runs from base 1 to 1515 and encodes 504 amino acids. The record is from RefSeq and is a predicted model, not a curated record.